UUCAAAGUAGUUAAAAUAUAUAAUUGAUUGUCACUAAAAUUAGUUUUGAGAAUAAUUAGUAGAUGGGGAUGAAGAAGAGUUAUUUGGCAAUGAAGAGAGAAGCAUCAGUAGGCAGUGAUCUGAUUGAUUCAGAUUUGAAGGAAAUUGGGAUUGCUGCUAAGAAGUUAGCUAAUCAUGUUAUUAUGCUUGGUGGAAUCGGUUUUGGCACUUCUUUUCUCAAAUGGAUUGCUUCUUUUGCUGCUAUUUACUUGUUGAUCUUGGAUCGAACAAACUGGAGGAGCAACAUGCUCACAACUCUCCUAAUUCCAUACAUUUUCUUGAGUUUCCCUUCAUUACUCUUUGGUUUGUUCAGGGGAGAUUUCGGAAAAUGGCUAUCUUUGAUUGCUGUUAUAACACGCCUCUUUUUCCCAAAACACUUUCCAGAUUGGCUUGAAGCACCAGCAGCAUUGGUCCUUCUGAUGGUAGUAUCUCCAAGUUUUUUCGCCGACACCAUAAGGGACAUGUGGAUCGGUACGUUCAUUUGCCUUGUAAUUGGAUGCUAUCUGUUGCAAGAACACAUUAGAGCAUCUGGUGGAUUCAGAAAUUCCUUCACUAAAGCUAAUGGAAUUUCAAACACUAUAGGAAUCAUCCUUCUUCUGGUAUAUCCAGUCUGGGCAUUGAUUCUCCACUUUCUAUAAACAACAAAAUUCGAUAUAUCAUGAUUGCAAUUUGUUUGGAGAAGAUUUCAGUGUGAUUGUUUUUCUACAAUAUAGAUUUGUCUGGUAAUUUUGUGAAAGAUUGCUUGUUUGUUAUGUGAAUAUAAUUUCUUUAUGUAC
Messenger RNA from Solanum verrucosum, 815 nucleotides. Its product is annotated as cold-regulated 413 plasma membrane protein 2-like. The transcript is spliced from 4 exons. Gene Ontology annotation, cellular component: membrane. NCBI's taxonomy places the organism in Eukaryota, Viridiplantae, Streptophyta, Magnoliopsida, Solanales, Solanaceae. The record is from RefSeq and is a predicted model, not a curated record. Bases 63 to 677 code for a protein of 204 amino acids.